This is a messenger RNA of Pseudo-nitzschia multistriata, 1787 nucleotides long. NCBI's taxonomy places the organism in Eukaryota, Bacillariophyta, Bacillariophyceae, Bacillariales, Bacillariaceae. The record is from the annotation of a GenBank genome assembly.
GUGAAAAGCGAGCAACUGGUGGAUUACAAUUGUUACGAAACGCGUACGUAGUAGUAUGAAUCUCGCACUCGUUUUCUUUUGUUGCUGUCAUGUUUCACGUGGAAACCUGUCAUCUCGUAGGUACUGUUUCACAGAACAUCACUUUUUGACUUUGAUGUGUCGGCACGUCAGUUUCCGAAGUUGCAUGAAAAGAUAUUAUCGUUGUUAGUCCUGCAGAUGACCUCCAUGAAAAUCAGCAAACGAAAUCAAAAGUCACUAGAAGAACGCAUUCGAGCAUGGGGAAACACGCUCUCGUCCUGACGGUGGUUUUAGCUCUGGCCCAAACAGAGUGUUGCCUGGGCUUUCAGUUGGCACGAGAGACGCAUUUGCCCUUGUCUUUGGCUUCUGGGUUAUCUAAAAAUGACGAACCCUCCAAUGACAACGGUUGUGUCUCAGGAUUGUGCAACUCGGAAUUGUCGAGACGGGAUGCAUGUCGUUCUGUAGUUGGUACUGCUUUAACGAUGUCUAGUGCCCUGUUGGGUGGAGCCGAUCCGGUGUUUGCUACAAAAGAGGACGAGAAUGGCUUCGCUCCUGCUGUUCGACCAACGGCGUAUCGCGUCGACUCCACGAUACCUCCAACACUGCUCCCACUUUCUAGUGCAAGAAAAGAAAAGGCGACUCUGAAAGCAUUGGGAGGUGGGUCGGGAACGGAUAAGGAAGAGAUAAAGAUCGAUACACUUAACCUCAACAACUUCAUGAACAAACUCGUUUUUGGUUCGAUUGACUUUGUUUCUCAGACGGUGAGCCAAUCGAAAGACGAAAGUAAAGUAGGUCCGGGAUACGCAUCAUUCGUCUGCAUGGGAAUGCCUUCUAAGACGACGUCAAAUGAUAUCGAUUUGGCUACGAGCCUCAUGGGCUCAAUCCUCCAAAGCCGGCGGGAGGAAUUAGCCACUGGGUUGGGUCUUUCCUUUUGUCCCAUGUCGUCACAGCCUGCUUUGGAUGCGUUCACAAAGUCAGGGGAUGAGUCAACGUUACAAUCUGCCUUGAAGGGAGCUGGAGUGGGAAGCGAAACCAUUGACUUGUACAUGCCCUUGAUCCGUUAUGCCAAAAGCAAGUCUGUAGAUUUCUUGGCCCUGUCGCCCGAAUUUCAGGACAUUGAAGCUGCAAGGACCAAAGGUUUGGCAUCUGUAGACUUUGAACGACGCAAAUCGUAUGUUUUGGAUCCAGAGGGUUUCAUUUCUAUGACCCAGGAUCCUAGGUAUAAGCUCUACACGGACAGAUCUCUGUUGAAAGACUUUGAACCAACAAAUAGUGAAGACAACAUCAAGGGUUUCUUCGCCGAGCGAAUUUUCGUCCACGAAGCAGGAGCUUCUGCCGUAGCCAAAUAUACCGUGAACAAACCUGAAUCAAUGGUGGUGAUGAUAUCGCCAAUAUCGGAUGUGCGCUACUUGCAGGGUAUUAACGGACGAAUCCCAAGAGUCUUCGGAUCCCUCGUGGAAAAGAACAAUGCAAAUGGUGUGAACUCUCAAACUGUUACUAACAAGGUAUCAGACAAUGCCGUGACAACGAUACUCCUCAACCCAACAGCCCUUGAUACACUAUCUGCGGGCGAAAAAUUGCGCCUAGAGAUUGGCACUGGACCAGACACUAUAGAUUAUCAAUCCAAGAUUGCAGAUUACAUUUGGUUCUCAUCAUCUCCCAAGGUGAGCCUAAUUCCGAGACUGAUGAAUUAAUCAUUAACACAUGUAUUAUGCCGAAUGCGAUCUUGACUAUUCCAGGUGGCUCAUGAAUAUAAGUAAAAGCAUGUA